Molecule: messenger RNA, 921 nt
Organism: Magallana angulata
Lineage: Eukaryota; Metazoa; Mollusca; Bivalvia; Ostreida; Ostreidae
Exons: 1
Coding region: 1-921 (306 amino acids)
Source: RefSeq, a predicted model, not a curated record
AUGGAGAACAUCGUUCCUGUGACACAUAGCUAUCCUCGUCUUUUUACAAGACAAGUCCUUGAGUUGUGGGACUACCAAUGGAACCCGGUCCGCCAGCAGUAUGACCGGGUCUGUUUUAGGCCAUUACAUCUAUUUGAGGAUGAGGCAAACCCCCAGGACCCCUCUGAUGGAGAGUUUUACAGGCCUAACCCCAUCAUGGUAAAUGAGUUGGAAGAAGCUGUUCAGCGGAGGAUGGUGCCCCCUGCUAGACCGACGCCGCCGCCCAUGCUUGAUGAGUUGGAAGAAGCUGUUCAGCGGAGGAUGGUGCCCCCUGCCAGACCGCCGCCGCCCAUGCUUGGUGCCAGGAGCCCGAGACCAGGAGCCAUUGCCGCCAUUCCAGUAGCCUCCCCAGCGGUGCCUGAGUCCCCAGCCAGUCCGGAUCCUUCAGAGCCAUACUCCCCUACAGAUACUCCGACGAAGAGGGUCACACCGUCGCCUCCUCCCUAUUCUCCCAACAGGCUGUUAUGUGACCGUUCUUACUUUGUGGCGAGGCAGGACCACCAGUACGCGCUGCCAAUGGACUGCCCGGACAAUCGGCCACCUAGACCAGCGGGACCCUUUUCGCCAGCGAAUCCGCCUCUCCAGCCCGCUCCUCAGCCUCGAAGAACUCCAAUCAGGAGGAGAGCGCCAUCUCCCCCCCCCCCCCGAGCUGUAGGACGUGGAAGAGGAGGGCCUUAUCCCGCAGGGAGAGAAAGAACACGGGGACCUAUACCAUCCGAGGACUCCGCUUUCAGCCGUCCUUCUCUACCCAUGGGCCGUGCGAGGAAUCUAUUUGCGGAUUUUAUCCCAAAUAUUGCCAGUCCGCCGCCAUCUUCUCCUCCGCCAGCCAUGGUGCGCACCUUCCCUGGUCCUCAGCCUCCCAGGACUCCGCGGGGGUGUUAA